Molecule: messenger RNA, 1952 nt
Organism: Phalaenopsis equestris
Lineage: Eukaryota; Viridiplantae; Streptophyta; Magnoliopsida; Asparagales; Orchidaceae
Product: probable WRKY transcription factor 46
Exons: 3
Coding region: 177-1067 (296 amino acids)
Biological process (GO): regulation of DNA-templated transcription
Cellular component (GO): nucleus
Molecular function (GO): transcription cis-regulatory region binding; DNA-binding transcription factor activity
Source: RefSeq, a predicted model, not a curated record
AUGGACCUACUAGAAGCCAUCGGGACCAUGCUCGACGUCAUCAGGCUACGUAAAGCUGAUGAGGGACCUCCGCCUUUUGUCAUACACGACUGUUUCCAAGUUACUUCAUGGCGUCUCGAGUAUAAAAACCAUACUAAAGUAACCAAAAUCUCAUCCCCAUCAAAGGGAUUUCCUUUAUGUCUCUAGGUAGGGGAAUGGACUCCUUGGAAGCAGAAGGCUCAUCACCACCGGCCAUGAUUGCCGUGAUUGCUGAGCUAACAAAAGUUCGUCAAUCAGUAGCCGCACUUGCCAAUCUGCGUCUUGUCGAUCCGCUGGAGUUGCCGACAGCCAAACUCCUCGUUGAGCAGACUGCGAGCUCAAUCUCUAAAGCAUUUGCGGUUCUGGAGUCUGAAAAGGGCCGAAACCACACAGAGGCUCAAGUGGGCUCCCCUUCUUCUGAUGUCACCAUUAGAUCUCCGGUAGAGAAGAGGAAGAUCCAGAACACAAGGAAAGCAACCAACAGAAAAAGAGGGAACCCAUAUUCAUGGAAAAGGAUUACUUCAGCUACCAUUGAUGAUGGGUACGCAUGGAGGAAGUAUGGGCAAAAAGAGAUUUUCAAUGCCAAAUAUCCAAGAAACUACUUCAGAUGCACAAACAAGUAUGAUAGAGGCUGCGAAGCGACAAGACAGGUGCAGAAGUCAGAAGACGAUCCCUUCUCAUAUGUAAUCACAUACUUUGGGAAGCACACAUGCGGAGCUGAGAAAGAGAACAAUCCAAGAUGCAAAGAACCAUGUGUUACUAGCUUUGAAUCUAACGCCGUCAAUGGCACCAAACAAGAGAUUCCCUUUUCUUCCUUCUCAUCUCCACAGCAAGAAAAUGAGGAAGAAGGAAGCAAACUCACCUCCUGCAAUUCACUUUCAAACUACUUUGAGCUGCCAGAGGAGUUACAGAAGCCAUCCAUGAUAGAAUUAGAACCCGACUGGAGUGAUUCAUGGCCGGGCUUGAAUUCUUCCAUCACCAGUUAUGAUAUGGAAUUUAUGGAGCUUGGGGACAUAUUAGGUUUUGAUCAAAAUAAGUUUUUUACAUGAUAGGUUGAUGUGGAGACCUUUGAGAGCAGAGUUUUAGCAUCCUUUUUGUUAACCCAAAGUUCUGAGUUUGGAAUAGAGUUGGAGAGGAAGAUGUGAUAUAAUCUCAGCAUCAAGACAGUGAAUGUAAGAAAUAGCUAUUGUUCUGUGUUUCGGUGAAUUGUGAUUUCACUUAUUUGUUAAAAGUUUGAAAGUUUGAUGAUGUAGAAACUUUAGCAUCCCAGCCCAACUGCCUCUGCAGAAUCUGAACACUGCGCCUUCUUUGCAACAUCGGUCUUAAGUAGUUCGAGCUAGUCUUUGUUUCAUUACAUUGCCAUCAUAACUAAAGAACAGUCUUCAAACAAAACCACUCUUUCAUUAUGUGAAAAUUUGCAGCAUAUUCUCCUCUUUUAGAAGAUAACAAUUUACAAUUCUGCAAUAUUUCAGCUGUUUUCUCCACUUUCAAAUCAAACAGUUCAGCUGUCCGGUAGAUAUGACUCAUAUAUCAGGUAAGGGAUAGAUGCUGGAGCGUAGCGGAGAGAGCGAGCAUAGUGGAGUGGAGCGGAAGCAUCUGUCCAGUCGGGGGAGUCUUGUUAAGUGGGUUGAGGGAGGGUAUUUUUGUAAUUUCAUUAAAGGUUGUAUUUAUAUAUAAUAUUUGUAACCCUAUGAGAACUAUAUUUUUAUGAAAUACAGACAUAGCCGCUUUGCUCUCGAGGACGCAGGCACAAAUUGCCUAACCUCAUAAAUUUCCAUGUGUUCUUGAUUUUCGUUUUUCUUCUUCUUUGGAUUUUCACUUCACUGUCAAAAGACAUGAAGCUCAGAAAAAUCUUAUUUCUGUUGCAAGUUUUAUUUGAACGAACAACAAUACUCCUGUGAAGCAGAAUUAGUCAGACUUCUUGUGAUAUCUGA